Messenger RNA from Paraglomus occultum, 2307 nucleotides. The record is from the annotation of a GenBank genome assembly. NCBI's taxonomy places the organism in Eukaryota, Fungi, Glomeromycota, Glomeromycetes, Paraglomerales, Paraglomeraceae.
AUGCCAACAGAUCGUUCGCGAAGAGAAGACGGAUAUCGUCGACGAAGAUAUGACAGAGACUAUGACAGGGAAAGACGACGAAGCGGUGAUUAUGACUCAGCGCGGAGAACUUCGGAGUCUAUGGAACGUGACGAAAAGGAGGAAGAGAGAGAAGAGCAUUUAAAGAGUGGAGAGAACGGAGCCAAUAAAAGUAAUGGUGGCGAGAAGCCUGAUAAACGAGACCAGAAUCAACAAGACCAGGAACAAGAGCAACAAUCAAAGGAAGAGCCACCUAAGAGAAGAGUUCCGGUUUCGUUGGAGGAGAUACUACAGAAGAAAGAAACAGAGAAAAAGGAACUCGAUCGACGUCGUAAGCAAGAAGAAGAGCGUAAACAGCAAGAGGAAUUUCAGCGUCGGGCUAUGGAAGAGGCACGGCAGAAUGGUACAAGCCGGGAUAGAAGAGAUUAUUAUGAUAGAUACGAUCGCGAUAGGCACGAUAGAUAUGAUAGAGACCGUAGCAAGCUGAGAGAUGUUCCUGACAAACGGCCACCACCCGAAAAGAAAGAAGAAGAACAAUUAAUGAAUGAGCGACUGGAGGAGAAAGAAUUACAGGCGAUAAGGGAGCGUUAUAUGGGUGGUGAACGCAAGAAACGUAAAAUACGUAAAAUGAACGAGAAAAAAUUUGUCUUCGACUGGGACGCAGGAGAAGAUACGUCGCAAGACUUUAACCCGCUGUACGCAAGUAGGCACAGCGCGCAAAUGUUUGGAAGGGGACAUUUUGCAGGGAUAGAUAUUAAGGAGCAGAAGAAAGAGAGAGCAGCCUUUUAUUCCCAGCUGCUGGAGGAGAGGAGGACAGUGGAUCAAAAGGACCGGGCUGAAGAGAGAAUGGAAAUAGAUAGGCGGAAAGAGUUGAAGAAUAUGUGGGAUGAUAGACACUGGUCAGAAAAACCGUUGUCAGAAAUGAAAGAACGUGAUUGGCGUAUAUUCAAGGAAGACUUUAAUAUUACGACGAAAGGUGGUAGUAUUCCAAAUCCAAUCAGAUCUUGGGAAGAAUCCAACCUUUCAGAGCGGAUUAUUAAGCUCAUUAAUUCCAUCGGAUAUACAUCUCCAACGCCUAUUCAGAGACAGGCUAUUCCUAUCGGAUUGCAGAAUAGAGAUAUUAUUGGAAUUGCAGAAACAGGUAGCGGUAAAACCGCCUCAUUUGUUAUCCCAAUGCUAGUUUACAUUUCCGAUUUACCUCGCUUGUCGGAGGAAAACAUGGCCGAUGGUCCUUAUGCUUUGAUCCUUGCUCCAACACGCGAGUUGGCCCAACAAAUUGAACAAGAAACUCUCAAAUUUGCAGCUCCCAUGGGAUUUAAUUGUGUGUCGAUUGUUGGUGGGCAUGCAGUAGAGGAGCAGGCUUUCAAUUUAAGGAACGGAGCAGAGAUUAUUAUUGCUACUCCAGGAAGAUUAAAAGAUUGUUUAGAUCGAAGAAUAUUAGUGCUCAAUCAAUGCACGUAUGUUGUCAUGGAUGAAGCUGAUCGAAUGAUAGAUAUGGGCUUUGAAACAGAUGUCAAUACAAUAUUGGAUGCAUUGCCUGUGUCAAAUGUUAAGCCAGACACAGAAGAUGCUGAGAAUCCGAGUGAGAUGUUGAGAAAAUUGGGACAGAAAGAGAGAUAUCGGCAGACUGUUAUGUUUUCAGCUACUAUGCCACCUGCCGUUGAGCGAUUGGCUAAGAGAUAUCUGAGACGACCUGCAGUUGUUACAAUCGGUACUGCUGGUCAGGCUGUAGAUACUGUCGAACAGAAAGUGGAGAUGAUUAAUGAUGAAGGCAGAAAGAAGGGACGCCUUCUUGAAAUUUUGUCUGGAGCAUUUGAUCCACCAAUAAUUAUUUUCGUUAAUCAGAAGAAAGGAUGCGAUGUACUUGCAAAGGCGCUCAAUAAACUUGGGCAUCGAGCCACUACUCUUCACGGUGGCAAAACGCAAGAACAAAGAGAGGCUGCUCUGGCUCAUUUGAAGAAUGGAACGAUGGACAUUUUAGUGGCUACGGAUGUUGCUGGACGCGGUAUUGAUGUGAAGGAUGUUUCGUUAGUCAUAAAUUAUGAUAUGGCAAAGAAUAUUGAAGACUACACUCACCGUAUCGGCCGUACUGGUCGUGCGGGUAAAUCCGGGAUAGCAAUAACAUUCCUUUCCAAUUCUGACGCUGACGUGAUGUAUGACCUCAAACAAAUGAUUAUGAAAUCGCCAAUAUCGCGUGUUCCUCCCGAGUUGGCAUCACAUCCUGCAGCAAUGGCUAAACCAGGCACAUAUACUCAGAAGCGUAAACAUGAGGAGACAAUAUUUCAAUAA